UGAAGAGAAGAUUUCCUCGAAUCAUGGUCUUCGUGGAAGCAAGUGCAACAAGAGAGUGACAUUCACGAUCUUCCCACCUCUCUCACUCUCUCUCAUACCAUAUUUUCUCGUUGAAAGUUCCUCUCUUUCGGAUCACCACAUGACCGUUUCCUUCUCUGUUAUUUUCCCGAAUAAAAAAUAAAGAAAAAAAACACCCUUUCUCUCUCUCUCUCUCCUUUGCGUUCUUGGCGUCUUUUCUUGAUGCGAGAGUUAUCUCUCAUUUUUCUAUUCCAUGUAGUUUUUACCUUUGUGGGAUUCUUUGACCCACUUCUUUCUUUCUUUCCUCCAAGUCUCUUUUUCUCUUUUGUUUUCUGAGCCCAAGGUAGUCUUUUUAUUUUGCCAUUCUCGUUGCGUGGAAGAUUCUACCAAGUGGGUGUGUGUGUGUGGGUGUUUGUCUUUUUCUCUGCGUUGAUGGGUUGUUGAUGUCUCUGGGCAUUGCGAAAGACAUGGGUUUUGAUGACAAAUUGAAAGACAAUGAGGGUGCAGGGGAUGAUGAUGCCUCUCGGGUGCACGCGGGAAAAGCUGGUACUGAUCAUGAAGAAAGUGAAGAUGAAGGAGGAGGAGGAGGAGGAGGAGGAGGGACCCUCAGCAGAUACAGGAGUGAGAGUUCCAUUGCUGCUACCGAGGAUGAAGAUGAUGAUGAUGAGGAGAGGAAGAUUGAAUUAGGCCCUCAGUACACUUUAAAGGAACAACUCGAGAAGGAUAAGGAUGAUGAGAGCUUGAGGAGGUGGAAGGAGCAGCUUCUUGGAAGUGUUGACAUAAAUUCUGUUGGAGAAACUCUGGAGCCAAAUGUGAAGAUCCUUAGCCUUGCAAUUAAGUCUGCUGAUAGACCUGACAUUGUUCUUGCAAUACCAGAGGGAGGAAAUCCCAAGGGUUUAUGGUUUACUUUGAAAGAGGGUAGUCGUUAUAGGCUAAUGUUCACUUUCCAGGUUGAGAAUAACAUAGUUUCAGGUCUCAAAUACACCAACACUGUGUGGAAAACUGGUAUCAAAGUUGACAGCAGUAAAGAAAUGAUUGGAACCUUCAGCCCUCAAGCAGAACCUUACACACAUGAGAUGCCUGAAGAGACAACACCAUCUGGGAUGUUUGCUAGAGGACAAUAUUCAGCAAGAAGUAAGUUUGUUGAUGAUGACAACAAGUGCUACUUAGAGAUUAACUACACUUUUGAUAUUCGAAAGGAAUGGCAGUAGGAGUCAACGGACUUGUCCUUAAGUGACAUGUUCAAUCCUAAAUCAUUGUUAUUUUGUGCUGAAAUCUCCUUCAGUGUUUAGCUGCUUCCUUUUCAUUGUUUAAUUAUUUCUAAUCCUGUCUGAGGCCGGUAAUUUGAACAAUGAUGAGAGGAUUUGAAGAUGAAAUUGUGGUAUUCAUUUGAUAGAUAGAUAGUUUUGUCAAUAAAAUUGAGUUUUGCCUUUUGGUGCACAACUAUGCUCCUUGUUUCUUCUCAGGGUAGCAAUGUAAGUAAUAAAUAUGGUUUUGAAUUCU
Glycine soja is the source of this 1521-nucleotide messenger RNA. RefSeq names its product rho GDP-dissociation inhibitor 1-like. The coding region runs from base 462 to 1229 and encodes 255 amino acids. Gene Ontology annotation, cellular component: membrane; cytoplasm; cytosol. The transcript is spliced from 5 exons. Gene Ontology annotation, molecular function: Rho GDP-dissociation inhibitor activity; protein binding. The record is from RefSeq and is a predicted model, not a curated record. Lineage: Eukaryota; Viridiplantae; Streptophyta; Magnoliopsida; Fabales; Fabaceae. Gene Ontology annotation, biological process: Rho protein signal transduction.